Cylicocyclus nassatus is the source of this 918-nucleotide messenger RNA. NCBI's taxonomy places the organism in Eukaryota, Metazoa, Nematoda, Chromadorea, Rhabditida, Strongylidae. The record is from the annotation of a GenBank genome assembly.
AUGGGGUUGCCGGCAGCAGGAAAGUCGACACUUGCUUCGAAGCUGCUCGAAUACCGUCCAAACUCCGCUUUAUUUUCCUUGGAUGAAAUAAAUGGGAGAUGGUCAAGCGAUUUUGAAGCACAUAAGGACAGAAAAGCCUUCGAGCAAAAGGUACGACUGCAUUUGGAGCAAAAACGCAUCGAAGAAUUUGACAAUUGGAUAAUUGUGGAUGACAAUUUCUACCUCCAAAGUAUGCGUCGACCUUUCAAAAGAAUGGCCCGGGCGUUUGGGAUGCUUUACUUUUGCAUUUUGGUGGAGAUCGACCUACGAUAUGCUCUACAGAAAAACUCGAAGAGGGGUGAAGAUCGAGUUUCCGAUGAAACAAUCAUAAAAAUGUCAAGAGAAAUGGAAAUUCCUGAAGAUGCUUUGGUAUAUAGAAGUCAGGGACUAGAGGAGAUUGUUAAACUCCUCAGCCAACCUCGUCCAAAGCGUGUAACAAAGCAAGCGCUGCCUUCUUCUCAACCUUCUCCUUCUGUUUUGUCCGAAAUGGAUCUGCUGUUGAGGUCUGCAGUGUCAGAAGCUACAGUCCGAAAAUGCUUUACACAAAGACGAAAUUCGGAAAUUGCUGUUGGACGAGUACUUCGCCAUCAUGCAGCGUCAAGAAGAUGGAGAUCCUCGUUGAGCCAUACUGCCACGGCAAAGUACCUGAACAACGGAACAGUGCCUAGGGUUCGCACCACGUUCCCCUUAAUUUCUCAUUAUAUAUUUGCGCUCCUCGUGUUCAUUGUGAACGACCAUUCCAUUGCAGUGACUUGCGGAAGCUAUCCAGCCAUUCUUGGUUACAUCGAACUCUGGUCUUCUCUGCGAGAGGUUACUGAGAGCGGGCAUUUACUGUUGGUAGCUGCAGGCGAUUUUGAAUCUACGGGAUCUGCCGUGUAG